Xylaria bambusicola is the source of this 948-nucleotide messenger RNA. RefSeq lists its product as uncharacterized. NCBI's taxonomy places the organism in Eukaryota, Fungi, Ascomycota, Sordariomycetes, Xylariales, Xylariaceae. The transcript has 2 exons. The record is from RefSeq and is a predicted model, not a curated record. Bases 1 to 948 code for a protein of 315 amino acids.
AUGACAACCGCCCGAACAAAUCUUGGUCCCCUUACAACACCAUUCUCCUAUCCCGCUCACUGUACCGUCGCAGUCAAGCAGUGCGAGAGCUGCGAUGUCUUCUGGCAGGCGCAGACUUGCAGCGAUAAUAGUAAUAACGCCCAGGGCGUUCAGGACGACCCGCAGUGCUGGCCCGAACGGCAGAAUUUAGACCUCUCCACGGGUGUUGCUCUAAACGGUUGGGGCUUUUAUUCGCCUGGCAUCUCAUGUCCUAUCGGAUACGAAACCUCCUGUGUUGCGACGGGGACCGUGAAUGGCGGUUUUCCAUUUCAGUUCUCGGUAUUACCCAGGGAGACCGCGGUAGGAUGUUGCCCGAGCGGAUUUCAAUGCAAACAUAAUCCAGGUGUCGAUGGUGCCCAGACUUGUUACAGCAUCGCCACUACUGGAUCGUUUCCGGUUGUCAGCUGUUCCUCAGGGAAAAGCAACGACUUCGCCGAUUACGUCGUGCCAGCGACGGUCACUGAAACUGUAGGAAGCGCAAGCACGUCACUCGCGGUAGCAUUGAUAAAUACCGUGACAAUCUAUGCACCGCUGUUUCAGCUUAAUUUUCAGAGCACGGAUUUGCCGUCCGUCAACCCUGACCGGACUGCAGCUUCAACACUGUCCAGUACCCAUACGAUACCAGGGGACUCCAGCUCUCCAACUUCAUCAGCAGCGGGAGGUCUUUCGACUGGUGCGAAGGCCGGGAUUGGGGUUGGAGCUGCUGUUGGGGCUAUCGGAAGCAUUGCUCUUUUGACAGCAAUCUUCCUCUAUUACAGAAAAAGGGCCCGCAAGAGUCCUAGUGAACUUAUGGUAACGGAACAGAGCCCGUCAAAUUUGAAGCAACCGAUCUAUCAUCCGCAGACGUAUUCACAGCCGGCUCAACCGGUAGAACUUUCGUCUCAAUCAUAUUAUAGCCAACUAUCAUAA